Molecule: messenger RNA, 2795 nt
Organism: Paramisgurnus dabryanus
Lineage: Eukaryota; Metazoa; Chordata; Actinopteri; Cypriniformes; Cobitidae
Source: RefSeq, a predicted model, not a curated record
AUGCCGCUCCAUUUGAAAGCAGAUGUUACUGUCAACAGAACACAAUGGAUAGAGCCCAGAAUCUUAUCACCCAUUAAAGAAGAACGGUCAGAGCCUGCCAUAGACAACUGUUUCUGUAGCCCAUUUGGAUCCAGACGAAAUGUCCUGGCAAACCCAGAGGAAAGGCCUAUUCGCCCAGGACUUAAAGAGAAGCAGAAAACGUUUGAAGAGUUUGUUGAGGAGCAUCUCAAAGUACAUCAGCCUGUUCUCCAACAGGAUGAUCAGACUUGUAGACAAACCACACAAGCACAAAAGAAGGAUUUCCUUCGUAAAGGAGAAGGAAUGUCUAGGAUGGUGAAGGGUAAGGAUGGCUCACAGAUAAUCCAAAGGAGAAAUUCUCUUAGUCCACAAUUCAUGAAUCUGAAGUCCAUGCCGCAGAAGAUAUCCUCUUUUGAACUUCAUCAAAAUGGAAAAAAGAAUGAGAUGCCAAAUAUCAGCCGUACCAGAAGAUAUUCGCUCCCAAAUGUAAAGGACUUGAGCAACCUUGGUGACCGAAAAUGUGACCUUGAAGGAUUUCAGAAGAAGCCCAUUGAUCCACAAGAUGACCAUUUGAAACAGGCUUACAAACCUCUGACGUCUAGCCUUGUUGACAUGACAAACUCGCUCAAAAAUAUGCACAGUUCUGAAGACAAGGGUAAAACCAACAAAGCAAAGUCCCAAAAAAGUGGAUUAAAUAAACCUAACUGUCCUAGAGAUGUCCGGAAAGUGGAUUCCUUCAAUGAAAAUGUUGGCUUUAAAAAAAUUAAUGACCACAUUGUCAAAGUCAAAGAAAAAAGUGACCAAGCUACAAGCAGUUCGCAUGGCCGAAGCGAGCGUAACAAAGAGUUGGGUUUAUGCAAUGAGGUAAUGGAGUCUCUGGCUCUUAGUGAUUCCAAUGACAGCACAAGCAGUGAGGAUGGACCCAUUUCUCAAUCUCAUAGACCGUUGCCUCUUUUUCCCUCAAGGCACACGGAUUAUAAAGAUCAAAGUUUAGAUCUGUCAGACGAUGACUAUGCAAGCGAUGCCCCGAGUGAGACUGAGAUAGUUAAUGAAAAACAUCGUUCCUCAACUCCUACCUCCAGUUCUUCAAGCUCCAGUAGUGACUCAGAACUUCAAAGGUUACAAAAGCCAAUGACAAACCAUUUCAAGAAAACAGAAGAUCAACACGUUCAACCAAACGAGGGCAAAUGGCCAGGAGAUGCUGUCGGUGAUUUCAGACCACCUUCAAGACUCAUGAAGGAGACAGGGCAGCAUGACUUUAAUGAUGGAGAUGACCACACACCUGCCAGAAGACAUAAAGAAGACCCAUCUGAAAUUUGUAAGACUCAGGAUCUAAGGCAGCAGAUCUUUUUCCUAAAGCAGAAUUUGAUGGAGAGGGAGGUUCACUGGUCUCAGAUCCACAAUCUCCUGCAGAACCGUGUGGAAGUCCUCACCAAAGAGAACCAGGAGCUUUAUAGCAAACUCAGUGGGAAUGGAAGAUCUCAACUUGGAUCAUACAAUACAGGUAAUACGAGCAGAGAGGACAUGCAGAGAAACUCUGGAGUCAGAAGUGCCACUCCUGCGUUUACCAAACCCUCUGUCCACAAGAAGGAAACACAAACAGGACACCUGGCCAACGAACACACAGCCAUCUCUUUGAGAAAACGUUCUGCAUGUUCACUUGAUGUUGGGAAUCUUGAUAGUGAUGCCAUGAUAACACAAGGCAGACCGGGAAGUUUGUUUCAGCGCAAUAUCAACUGCAGUGAUGCACAAAUGACAUCUCAAUCCAGAAAAGAUCAAGUGAAAGAAGAGAUACGCUAUCCAGAUGGAAGGGAAGAGCGUCUUUUCUUGAACGGAUGUCGCGUAAUCACGUUUCGCAAUGGAACGAAGAAGGAGAUUGGUGUUGACAGGUCUAUCACAGUUACCUUCUUUAAUGGAGAUGUUAAACGUAUACUGGCUGAUGGGACUGUGAUUUACUAUUAUUGUGAUGCUCAAACGAUUCACUCAACGUAUCCGUCUGGUUUGGAGGUUCUGCAGUUUCCAAACAACCAAAGAGAAAAACGCUAUCCUGAUGGUAAAAGAGAAAUAGCCUUUCCUGACGGCACAGUCAAGAUACUCUACCUGGAUGGUCGAGAGGAAAGCAUUUUUUCGGAUGGAACGGUCGUCCGGAUAUCAAAACACGGUGAAAAGAUAGUGGAGUUUACUAAUGGCCAGAGGGAGAUCCAUACUGCGCAGUAUAAGCGGAGGAUGUACCCAGAUGGGACGAUUAAAACUGUCUACACAAACGGGAGGCAGGAGACCAAGUUCUCAUCCGGGAGGGUUCGCAUAAAGAACGAUGAAGGCAUCGUUAUAAUGGACAAGAAAUAAAUCCCUUUUAAUUUAAUUAUUUGAUUUUUUAAACUGUUAAAGACAUUUCACAAGACUUUUUUAAGAUGUCAAAUAAAUCUUUGGUGUCCCCAGAGUACAUAUGUGAAGUUUUAGCUCAAAAUGUCAUAUAGAUAAUUUAUUAUAGCAUGUUGAACAUGCCACUUUAUAGGUGUGAGCAAAAAUGUACAGCUGAUCUAUGCACCAAAUGGCAGUGCUGUGGUUGGAUAGUGCAGAUUAAGGGGUGGAAUUAUCCCCUUCUGACAUCACAAGAGGAGCCAAAUUUCAAUGAAGCACUGGGGACCCAAUUAUAGCACUUAAACAUGGAAAAGUCUGAUUUUCAUGAUAUGUCCCCUUUAAUAUAACGUUGGUAUAAAUAUAAACACAAAGCCAUAAUCAACAGCACAGUGGCUCAGUGGGGAGCCCUCUGUUUG